Molecule: messenger RNA, 16049 nt
Organism: Gorilla gorilla gorilla (western lowland gorilla)
Lineage: Eukaryota; Metazoa; Chordata; Mammalia; Primates; Hominidae
Gene: ZNF43
Product: zinc finger protein 43
Exons: 5
Coding region: 12202-14613 (803 amino acids)
Biological process (GO): regulation of transcription by RNA polymerase II
Cellular component (GO): nucleus
Molecular function (GO): DNA-binding transcription factor activity, RNA polymerase II-specific; RNA polymerase II cis-regulatory region sequence-specific DNA binding
Source: RefSeq, a predicted model, not a curated record
GGGGCCAUGGCUUCCGGCUUUUGGCGGGGCCUUUGUCUCCAGCUCCCGCUAGAGCUUGGGACCCGCCUCUGCUUUUCCGCGUCCUCCAACUCGGGAAUCCCCGGUGACUUUGUCGCAGCCUCCGUUACCCUGUGAUCUGCAAGUCCUGGGAGACGCACAGCUAAGAUGCCCGGACAUCCUGGAAGCUGGGAAAUGGUGAGUGUGCGGGGUUAGGCAUCCUGAGAGGGGACAGCAGGCUGUGAAAGUGGCGGGACCGGCCUCCUCACAGUCCGCUCCUGAGUCCUGGUCGCUGGCGCAGCUCCGCCCCAGGCCCCUCUGGCCGCAAGAUGGCGGCUGGGCCCGCAGCCGAGACUCCCGCGUCCCGCCCCAUUCCUGCGCGGUACCCUGUCUGGAGCUCUCUGGUCAGCUCUGCACCAGCAGCCCCGAGUAUUUCCCAGAUUGUCCAGGGAUGCCCGGCGGAUGAUCGGGGCAGAAUCCCGACUCGAUGUGUGCGCAGGAGGGGCUGCGGCCCUGGAGUCUUCAGUUUCUGUUGUUAAUUUUUUUUUUUUUUUUCUUGAGAGGGAAUCUUGCUAUGUCGCCCAGGCUGGAAUGUAGUGGCGCGAUCUCGGCUCACUGCAACCUCGCCUCCAGGUUCAAGCGAUUCUCCUGCCUCAGCCUUCCGAUUAGCUGGCAUUACAGGUGCGCACCACCAGGCCCGGCUAAUUUUUAUUUAUUUAUGUUUUUAUUUUUACUAGAGAUGGGGUUUCACCAUGUUGGCCAGGCUGAUCUCGAACUCCAGACCUCAGGUCAUACGCCCGCCUCAGCCUCCCAAAAGUCCUGGGAUUACAGGCGUGAGCCACCGCGCCCGGCCUCUUAGGAACAUUUCUGAAUCUCACACUCGGAGGCUGUCAAAAGUUGGAUAAUUGACUUUCAUAUGCGGGCCUGGUCCACAGGUGGGUUGGUUACUCUCAGACCAAGAUUCAGUACACGUGUGAGGCUGUGACUGCACUGAAAAGCACAGUCCGCAGACAAAAUUGUGGCUCUCUUGCAAUACCGUCAACCAUUGAGAUUGUGACUCACGUACUUAGACCCAACAUACAGGAGGUGUUGACCCUCAUACCUGGAACCUGGACAUGUGUGGAAUUUCUAAUCUCAUUCCUGGACUUUCCUGCAGGUAAGAUUGCAUGCAUCUACUAAGCACCUUAGUGAUUUGACUCUCCUGCCUUGGCCCAGCCCACAGAUGGAGAUUGUGACAUAUCGCUUGACUUUGCACCUUGAAGAUGUGACUUUUUUCCAGCUUUGGUGAUGCCCACAGAUGGCAUUGUGACACAUAGCUGGGCCCUUCACUGAGGUGAUGGGAGUCUUUUUUCUUGCCUUGGCACUGUCCACAAGGUGCAUUGUUACAUAUUGCUAAGCCCUGCUCUCAGGUUAUGUGACUCUCCUUUUUUCCUUAGUCCCUGAAUAUUUUGGACGUUAGGACAUGUUACUAGGUCUAACACCUAUACAAUAAGAGGCUCCUGCCCAGGCCCUUUCUUUUUCUUUUUUUUGUUUGUUUGUUUGAGACAGAGAAUCUCGCCUUGUCUCCCAGGCUGGAGUGCAGUGGUGCGAUCUCGGCUCACUGCAACUUCUGCCUCCCAGGUUCAAAUGAUUCUCCUGCCUCAGCCUCCUGAAGUGCUGGGAUUACAGGUGCCUGCCACCACGCCCGGCUAAUUUUUGUAUUUUUAGUGGAGAUGGGGUUUCACCAUGUUGGCCAGGCUGGUCUGAACUCCUGACCUCGUGAUCCACCUGCCUCGGCCUCCCAAAGUGCUGGGAUUACAGGUGUGAGCCACCGUGUCUGGCCCUGCCCAGGCCCUUUCUACAGAGGGCCUUGUGACAUAUCUCUGCAUCAAUCACCUAGGAGAGUGACUCUCCAUUUUUGCCUGCACUCUGCCUACAGGAAAAAUUUUGACUUAUCACUAGACUCAGGUAAUGUGUCUCUCCUGCCUGGGCCUGGACCACAGAGAGCAUUGUUAUCCAUUGCUGGGCUCAGCACCCAGGUGAUAUGACUCUGCUGCCUGUGUCCUGCUUUCAGGGGAAGUUUGUUACAUAUUCCUGGCUAAAUAUUCAGGUGAUGUGAUACUCUUGUCUGGUCUCUGCCCUCAGAAAAGACUGUGACAUAUUCCUGACCCAAAACGCACGUGAUGCGACUCCUCUCUCCCUAUUCACAGGUGGGAUUGUGAAAUAUAGCUUGGCCCAGUUCGCAGGUGCAAUUAUGACUCUUCUACCUUCAACCAGCCAGUAAGAGAGAUGCUGCCUCUUAUAGCUAGGCUUAGGGUUAUGAGUAUUAUCCUGGGUCUCUUUCUUGUACAAAUGUCAUAGAAAAUUACUUUUUUUUGAGAUGGAGUUUCGUUCAUGUUGCCCAGGCUGGAGUGUAGUGGUGCAAUCUCAGCUCACUGCAACCUCCACCUCCUGGGUAAUUUUUGUAUUUUUAGUAGAGAUAGGAUUUUGCCAUGUUGGCCAGGCUGCUCUUGAACUCCUGACCUUAGGUGAUCCACCCACCUCAGCCUCCCCAGGUGUUGGGAUUACAGGCAUGAGCUACCAUGCCCAGCUGAGAAUUACCACUUUUUUGUUGUUUGUUUGUUUUGAGACAGGGUUUUGCCCUUGUUGUCCAGGCUGGAGUACAAUGGCGAGAUCUUGACUCACUGCAACCUCCGCCUCCUGGAUUCAAGCGAUUCUCCUGCCUGAGUCUCCUGAGUAGCUGGGAUUACAGGCAUGUGCCACUACGCCUGGCUAAUUUUGUAUUUUGAGUAGAGACGGGGUUUCUCAGUGUUGGUCAGGCUAGUCUAGAACUCCCGACCUCAGGUAAUCCACCCGCCUCGGCCUCCCAAAGUGCUGGGGUUACAGGCGCCAGCCACCGUGCCCAGCCAAAUUACCACUGUUUUGAAUACUAUAUAAAUCUCUCGUGGUACAGAGAGUGUCAUUAUAGAGUUCAGCAAGCAGGUGAGAUUGUGUUUCUACUUUGCCCACCCCACCAACCGUUAGAAUUGUCACCCUCACACAGUGAUGGAGCCCACUGGUGAGGUCCUGAAUCUCAUGCACAGACACAGUCCACAGUUAAAAUUGUGGCUGUUAUAUGUGAACAUUCCGCAGGAGUUUGAAUAAUGACUCAUUUCUAAAUCUAGUUCAUAGGUGAGAAUUUUUCAAUCUGAACCAAUGAGAAGUCUACCUUCCUGAGGACAUGUUGACUCUCAUACCUGGGCUGAGGGCCAGAGCGAACACAGCUCACGAGAGAUGGAGGCUCUUAUGCACAGGUUCAAUUCGUUGGUGAAAUUGUCACUAGCGUACUUAGACCCAACAUAGAGAACGUGGUGACUCUCAUACCUAGAACUGGGACCUGUACGGGAUUAAUUGAUCACUGGACCUUUCUGCAGCUGUGGUUGUGACAUUGGCCAGCACCUGAGUGAUUUCAGUUUCCUGUCUGGUCCCAGCCCAAAGGUAAAAUUGUAGUAUAUCACUGGUCCCAGCACCUAGGUGAUAUGACUCUCCUCUUUUUAUGGGACCUCACAAAUUUUGGGUAUUGUAAAAUAGUACUGAAUCCUGCACCCAUGUUAUGUGACUCUCUCACCUGUGCCCUACAUGUUGUGCCAUAUUAUGGCACAAUAUGUCACAUUAGAAAUUGUCACAUAUGGCCGGGCAUGGUGGCUCAUGCCUGUAAUCCCAGCACUCUGGGAGGCUGAGAUGAGCGGAUCAGUUGAGGUCGGGAGUUCAAGACCAGCCUGGCCAACAUGGUGAAACCCCAUCUCUACUAAAACAAUACAAAAAUUAGCCGCGUGUGGUGGUGCAUGCCUGUAAUCCCAGCUAAUUGGGAGGCUGAGGCAAGAGAAUCACUUGAAUCUGGGAGGCAGUGGUUGCAGUGAGCCGACAUGACACCACUGCACUCCAGCCUGGGCAACAGAGCAAGACUCUGUCUCAAAAAACAACAACAACAACAACAAAUUGUUACAUAUAAGGCCGGACACAGUGGCCUCACGCCUGUAAUGCCAUCAGUUUGGAAGGCUGAGGCGGGUGCAUCACCUGAGGUUAGGAGUUCCAGACCAGUCUGAUCAAUAUGGUGAAACGUCUCUACUAAAAAAUACAAAAAUUAGCCGGGCAUGGUGGCGUGUGCCUGUAGUCCCAGUGACUCGGGAGGCUGAGACAGGAGAAUUGCGGGACAUGGAGGUUGCAGACCCAAGAUGCGCCACUACACUCCAGCCUGGGCGACAGAGCAAGACUCUGUCUCAAAAAAUAAAAAUAAAAAAGAAAUUGUUACAUAUUGUUGGGUCCAAUACCCAGGGGAUGUAACACCUUUUCUCUGGACCCUGCCUACAUGGAGCUUUGUGAUGUAACUCAAUGAUGCCCGUCAUCAUGGUGAUGUUACUUUCUCUUUUUUUUUUUGGAGACGGAGUCUCACUCUGUUGCACAGGCUGGAGUGCAAUGGUGUGAUCUUGGCUCACUGCAGCCUCCGCCUCCCAGGUUCAAGUGAUUCUUCUGCGUUGGCCUCCUGAGUAGCUGGGACUACAGGCAUGUGCCACCACACCCAGCUGAUUUUUGUAUUUUUAGUAGAGAUGGGGUUUCAGCAUGUUGGCCAGGCUGGUCUCGAACUCCUGGCCUUAAGUGAUCCACCCUCCUCAGCCUCCCAAAGUGUUGGGAUUAUAGGUGUGAGCCACCGCGCCUGACCAGUAAUGUUACUUUCUUCUCCUGCCUGGUCUCUGCUCACAGAGACCUAACAUCAAGAUGAUGUGACUCUUAUUUUUCUUAGGCCCUUCAUAUUUGUGUAUCGUGACAUAAUGCUCAGCUGAACACCUAAAGGUCGGAAGUCUCCUACCUGGGCCCUUCCUACAGGGAGCAUUGUGACAUGUCCCUGCAUUCAUCAACUAGGAGAUGUGACUCUCCUCUUCUGCCUGCACCCUGCCUACAGGGAAAAUUGAGGCACAUUGCUGUGGCCAGCAACCAGAUGCUGUGUUUUUUCUGCAUGGGUUUUUAUUACAGAAAUGAUGGUUGCCAUAUCUCUGGGCCCAGCAUCCAGGUGAUGUGACAGUCUUCUUCUGUCUGGUCCCUGCUUACAGGAACAUUGUAGCAUAUUGCUACGCCCAGCACCUACCUGAUGGGAUUUUCCCCUGGUUUUAGGUUUUGCCUGCAGCAGACAUUGUGAAAUAUUGCUAGGCCCUGCACUGACAUGUGAGUCUUCUGCCUACGAUUUGGCCACUUGGGCCAUUGUGACAUAUUGCUGGGUCCAACAGCCGGGUGAUAUAACUUUUAUGCCUGGACCCUGCCUAUGGGUGGCAUUUUGAAAUGUCUUUGCACCAGUCACACAGGUGAUUUGACUCUCUUGCCUUACCUGGUUUCUGCUUACAGGAAGUUUUGUGACAUUUUGCAGCACAUAGCUGAUUUGAUUUUUUUUUCUUAGUUUUUCCUCCAGGGAAGAUUGUGAAAUAUUGGUGAACCCAGCACCAAAGUGAUGUUACUCUACUUUUUUCUUGGCCCUGCUCACGUAAGACAUUGUGACAUGUUGCUGGGUUUUACACCCAAGCGAUGUGAGUUUCCUGCCUGGACCAUGCUUACAGAAAACAUUUUAACACAUAUCUAAGCUCAUCAACAUUUUAUUUGACUCUCCUCUUUUAUCUGGGCUUUGUCCAUAGGUCAGAUUGUAAUAUAUCUUUGAGCCUGGGUUGUGCUAACAGAAAAGAGAGUGACUUAUUGUUUGGCCCAGCACACAGGUGAUGUGAUUCUUACGCUUGGUCCCUGUUCAGGUGGUCAUUGUGACAUAACUCUGGGCCAGUCACCUAAAUAAUAGGUCUCCUUUUUAUUUCUGAAUCUGUCCACAGUAAGAAAUGUGAGAUAUCGCUUGGCCCAGCACCCAUGUGAUGUGACUCUCCUCUCAUAGCUAGGCCCUGCCCACUGUAGUGAUUGUGCUACCAGCUCCUACGUUAUCUGACUCUUGUCUUCUUCCUGAGCCCUGCAAACAAGUAGCACUAGGAAAUAUCCCUGGGCCUUUCACCUAGGUGAUGUGACUUUUCUGCCUGGGCUCUCCUUAUCCGGGUAUUGUGACAUGUUGCUGGAUGCAGCAUUUAGGUAAUGUGACUUCUUCUCUACUGCUUGGACUCUGAACAAAAAAAGAUUUAGAUGUAUCACUGGGCCCAGCACCUACAUGAUGGGACUCUUCUCUUCUCUGGGCCCUGCAUACUCUUUUUUUUUUUUUUUUUUUGAGACGGAGUUUCGCUCUUGUUGCCCAGGCUGGAGUGCAAUGGCAUAAUCUCGGCUCAUGACAACCUCUGCCUCCCGGGUUCAAGCGACUCUCCUGCCUCAGCCUCCUGAGUAGCUGGGAUCACAGGCAUGUACCACCACACCUGGCUAAUUUUGUAUUUUUAGUAGAGACAGGGUUUCUCCAUGUUGGGCAGGCUGGUCACAAACUCCCGACCUUAGGUGAUCUGCCCGCCUCGGCCUCCCAAAGUGCUAAGAUUACAGGCGUGAGCCACUGCGCCUGGCCCCUGCAUACAUAUUGUGACAUGUAGCUGGGUCUGUCACCAAGGAGUCUCCUACAUAAGCCCUGGUCACGAGAGUAUUAUGACAUAUCUUUUCAUUCAUCACCUAGGUGAUGUGACUCUUCUUCAGCCUGCACCCUGCCAAAAGAGGAUUGUGAUGUAUCACUGGACCCAGCACCUAGAUGGUGUAACUCUCAUCUUUUGCCUGGACCUUGCAUAUUUUGGGUGUGAUUGUGACACAUACCUCUGCUCAGAAUGUGAGCGAUUUGACUCUCCUGCCUGGGCCCAGUACACAGAUGGGAUUGUGACAUAUCGCUGGACCCAGCAUGUAGAUCAUGUGACCCUAUACUCUUGCCUUGGUGCUGUCGCAGAGGGCAUUGUGACAUAUCACUGGUCCCUGCACCCAGGUAAUGUGUUUCUCCUUUCUGUGCCCUGCCCAAAUGGGCUAUUGUAACAUAUUACUGGAUCUAACACCCAGAUGAUAUGAAUCUCCUACCUAGACCCUGGCUUCAGGGGACAUUUUGCCAUAUUUCUGGACCCAUCUAUUUAAUGUUACUCUUCACCUUUACAUGGGCUUUUCCCUAGGAGACGUUGUAACAUAUCUGUGCCAAGCACCUACAUGAUCUCACUCUUCUCUCCUGCCUGGGCCCUGACCACAGAAGAGGGGGUGACGUAUCACUAGGCCCUGACCACAGGUUAUGUGAUUUUUCUGCCUGGUCCCUGUCCAGAGAGGACAUUAUGACAUUUGCCUGGGCCCAUAAACUAGAUUAUAUGACUCUCCUUUUGUCUCUGAAACUUGUCCACAGUGGAGAUUUUGACAUAUCACUUUUCUCAGGAUCUACAUAAUGUGAAUUUUGUUCGAUGCCUCAGUCCUGCCCACUGGGGUGAUUGUGCCAUAUAACUAGUCUCAAUUCCUAGGUUAUGUGACUCUUCUUUAUGAGCCUUACCCACAUAGGGCAUUUUGACAUAUCUCUGGAGCCCUCUCUUAGAUGAGGUGACUGUGCUGCACGGGCCCCUUUUUUUCAGAAAAUAUUGUGCCAUAUUUUUUGACCUAGUAACAAAGUGAUGUGACCCUCGUCUAUUGCUUGGUUUCUGCCCAAGGCGGGAUUGUGAUUUUUUUUUAUUUUAUUGUUUUUUUUUUGAGACGGAGUCUCACUUUGUUGCCAGGCUGGAGUGCAGUGGCACGAUCUCAGCUCACUGCAACCUCUGCCUCCCGGGUUCAAGCGAUUCUUCUGCCUCAGCCUCCCAAGUAGCUGGGGCUACAGGCACGCACCACCAUACCUAGCUAAUUUUUGUAUUUUUAUUAGAGACAGGAUUUCACCACGUUGUCCAGGAUGCUCUCGUUCUCUUGACCUGGUGAACCACCAGCCUCUGCCUCCCAAAGUGCUGAGAUUACAGGUGUGAGCCACCAUGCCUGGCCAGGGAUUGUGAUUUUUCACUAGGCCUAGCACCUUGGUGAUGUGACUCUCCUCUCCUACUACAAGGUUUCAGGUAGAAAAGGAGAGUCACGUCACUUAGGUGAUAAACAGAAAGAUAAUGUCAUAAUUCUCCUAUUAGCAGGGCCCAUGCAGGAGAGUCACAUCACCUAGUUGUUGGACCCUGCCAUAUUUCAAUAUACACAAUUUGUUUCACCUAGGUGUUGGUGAAUUGUGUAUUGUAUAUAUUAAAAUAUGGCUAGUCCAACACCUAGGUGAUGGGACUCUCUUCACCUGCUAAUAGAGGAAUUAUGACAUGUCAUUUGUUUAUCACCUAAGUGAUGUAACUUCUACCUGAACCCUGUAAAAGGGGAGGAUUGUGACAUAUCACUGGACUCUGUAUCUAGGUGAUAUCACUCUCUUUAACCUGGGCCCCUUGUAUUGUGGGUAUUAUGACACAUCGCUGGCUCAAACCAAAUGGGUAAAGAGCUCUUGCCUGGGCCCUGUCUGUGGGAAGCACCUUGUGACAUAUCUGUGCAUCCAUUACUUUGGAGGUGUGACUCUCCUCUUCCAUCUGCACCAUGCCCACAGAAAGAUUGUGUUGCAUCUCUGGGUUCAGCAACCAGGUGCUGUGUUUGUUGUGCCCAGGCCUUGCCUGCAGAGAGAAUUGUGACAUAGCUGGGUCCAGUACCAAGUAACGUGACUUUGUUGUCUGUGCCUUGCUUUCGAGAAGGAAUUGUAACAUAACCCAGGACAGGCAACCAGGUAAUAUGACUCUCCUGCCUGGUCCUUGUCCUGAAAAAUUGUGACGUAUUUCCAACUCAGCAUGCAGGUGAUGUUACUCUCCCAUUUACUUUCUACUCACAGGUUAGAUUGUGACAUACACUUUAGCCCAGUUCACAGUUGCGAUGAUGAUACUCAUACCACAAACCAGUCCAUAGCAGAGAUACUGGUGCUGGUAGCUAGACUUAGAGAAACGGGUAAAGUCCUGGAUUACCAUUCUUUCACAUUUUGUAUAAAGUCUUUGGACGGUACAGAGAGUGUUAUCAUAGGGCCAAGCACACAGGUGAGACUGUUUCUCAAAUGCACAACCUACCAAAUGUUAGCAUUGUCACCCUCACACGAAUUUCACAUGUGAAUGGAGUCCACAGUAAAAAUUAUGACUGUCAUAUGUAAUCAUGUGACAACAGUUAAGAUGGUGACUCAUUUCUAAACCUAGCUCAUAGGCAGGUGAGAACUCUUCUCUAGACCAAGCCAAUUGGAGAGAUGUUGACUCUAAUGCGUGAGCCUAGGUCCACAGGUAUGAUUAUGAGUUUGUAUUAGAAAAAAAAGUCUCAGAGCAAAUUGUGACUAUCAUGGAUAUUGUAUAAAGCCCUCAGGUAGUAUAGAGAGUUCUAUAACAGGGCCUAGCACCCAGGUGACAUUGUGACACUCUUAUGCAAACCCAGGCAAGAGUGAAAAUUGACAACUUUCCACAUGAACACAGCUCACUGUUGAAGUUCUGAAUCUCACACCUGGAGAUGGUUGGAAAAUUGACUCUCAAAUGUGGAUUCGGUUCACACGUGGGCUGAUGACUCUCAAACCAAGAUUCAGCAUACCUGUGAGGCUGUGACUCCACUAAGGGGACACAGUCCACAGCAAAGAUGGAGGCUCUCAUGGAUGUAUCCAGUCCACCGUUGAGAUUGUGACUUGUGUACUUGGACUCAACAUACAACAUGUGUUGACUCUAAUACUUAGAAAUGGGAUGUGUGGGAUUGUUCAUUCCUACAUUUUUUUGUGACUGUGAUUGUAACAUACAGCUUUGCCCAGCACCUGAGUGAUUUGACUCUCCUGCCUGGUGCCUAGUGCACAGAUCGGAUUGUGACACAUUGCUGAAUCCAACACCUAGGUGGUGUGACUCUGUACUUUUGCCUCAGCACUGCCCACAGGGGGGCAUUGUGACAUAUCACUGGACCCCACACCCUGGUUAUGUGACUCUUCUGCCUGUGCCCUAUCUUCAUGGGCCAUUGUGGCAUUGCUAUGUGCAACAUCCAGGUGAUGUAACUUUCCUUGCUGGAUCCUGCUUGCAGGAAGCAUUAUAAUCUAUCUGCAUCCAUCACCCAAGUAAUGUGACUCUCUUUCUACCAGGUUGCUGCUUACAGAAAGAAUUGUUACCUAUCACUGGGCCAGCACCUAGCUGUUGUGAUGCUUCUUUUUCUACCUACAUUCAGCUCACAAUGUAGAUUUUGACAUACUGCUGGGCUAAACACCAAAAAUGAAGUUACGUUUUUCCUCAGCACUUUCCUCAUCAGGCAUUGUGACAUACUGUUUGGCCCAGAACUAAGGUAAUGUGAGCCUCCUGCCUGAACCCUGCCCAUAGUGGGCAUAGUGACAUAUUUGUGAACCCAUCAUCCAUAUAAUGUGACUUUCUUACUUGGGUUUUCCCUAUAGGAGAGAUUGUGACAUAUAUUUGAGCCCAGAAACCAAAUAAUUUGACCCUUCUUUCCUGCUAUGGCCAUGCUCCCAUAAAAGAGAGUGACUUAUUCCUGCGAUUAGCACACAGGCUAUGUGAUUCUUCUGCCUGGUUCCUCUCCACAGGGGUUACUUUGACAUAUCUCUGGGCCCAUUACUUAGAUGAUGUGACUCCUCUUAUUCCUGGGAUGUGUUCACAGUUUGGACCGUAACAUAUCGCUUAGUCAAGCACUUAUGUGAUGUGACUCUUCUCUCAUGCUUUGGCCUUGUCCACUGGGGUGCUUGUGAUAUGUAGCUGGGCCCAGCUCUUAGGUUAUGUGAUCUCUUGUUUUUUUUUUUUUUUUUUUUUUUUUGCCUGAUCUCUGCAUACAUUUUGUAUUGUAAUAUAUAUGGCUGGGUCCAACACCUAGGUAUUAUGAGUCUCCUGAAUGGGAUCUGUUCAGAAAGGUAUUAUGACAUAUUCUUUUUUCUUCAUCACUUAAAUGUUGUGACUCUCCUUUUUUGACUAGAACCUGCUACAGAGGAUAAUUGUGAAAUAUCACUGGACCCAGCACCUAGGUGAUGUGACUCUCCUUUUUGCCUGGGUCUCACAUAAUUUGGGUAUUGUGAAUUAUUUCUGAGACCAACAUCUAGGGGAUGGGAAGCUCCUUUCUUGACCCUAACCACAGGAGCUUUGUGACAUAUCUCUGCAUCCAUGAUCUAAAUAUGUGAUUCUGUGUUUCUGCUUGCACCCUGCUAACAGAGAAGAUUACGACAAAUUUCUAAGUGCAAUGUAUCUUGUUUAUCUUGUGCUGACCUCCUAUCUCAUCCUGUGACUAAGAAUGCCUAACCUGGGGAGGCAGCCAAGUAGGUUUCAGCAUAUUUCACACAGCUGCUAUUCAAGAUUGAGUUGCUCUGGUUUGAAUGCCUCCAACAUUAAGAUCCACUAUAAAAUUACGAAAAAAGUCUAGAGUAAAUGAGAAUUAAAUUAGGAUGGGCUAUUUUAUCCUGGGUGCGGUGGCUUACUCCUGUAAUCCCAGCACGUUGUGAGGCCAAGGCGGGCGAAUCACCUGAGGUCAGGAGUUUGAGACCAGCCUGGCCAACAUGGGGAAACCCCGUCUCUACUAAAAAUACAAAAAUUAGCCAGGUGUGGUAGCGCACAUCUGUAAUCCCAGCUACUCGGGAGGCUGAGGCAGGGGCAUUGCUCGAACCCAGGAGGCGGAGGUUGCAGUGAGCUGAGAUUGCACCACUGUACUCCAGCCUGGGUAAUAGAGCGAGACUGUAUCUCCAAAAAAAAAAAAAAAAAAAAAAAAAAAAUUAGAAUGGGCUAUUCUGAAAGAUGUAGCAAUAAUUAUAUUUGUGUUUAUGAGUUUUUUUUAUUAACCUCUACACUUGAUAAUGAAAGAGGUUUCCACUGUUAAAGGAAAAUAAAUCUCUUGAUGCCAAAAUUACUAAGCCACUAGAAAAGUUAAGUUGAGAACUAUGUCAGGCAAACCUGCCUCCCAUUUUAUUUCUAAAUAAGAUAGCUACAAAGAUAAAAAAGCUACAUACUUUCUUUACAAUUAGCCAACAAGGAAAUUCCUUGAGAACCAAAGACAGACAGAACUCAGAGUCAUUUCUCUGAGCCUCGCCUGAGACAAAUGCACAUCUGAUUGCUUCCUCUGCAGUGCUGUUAAUUUAGAUAUGCAGAUUCACUGAGCCAGACUAAAUUGUAUUCAGCUGAAUGCUUAUCAAGGACUCAAGAAUCCAGACUUUUAUCUCUUAUUUACUUAUGACCUGGAAGCCCUCACCUCAAGUUGUCCUGCAUUACUGGAUCAAACCAAGAAAGAGAGAGAGGAAGAAGGAGGUGGAGGAGGAAAAAGGGACCAUUGACAUUUAUGGAUGUGGCCAUAGAAUUCUGUCUGGAGGAGUGGCAAUGCCUGGACACUGCACAGCAGAAUUUAUAUAGGAAUGUGAUGUUAGAGAACUACAGAAACCUGGUCUUCCUAGGUAUUGCUGUCUCUAAGCCAGACCUGAUCACCUGUCUGGAGCAAGAAAAAGAGCCUUGGGAGCCUAUGAGGAGACAUGAAAUGGUAGCCAAACCCCCAGUUAUGUGUUCUCAUUUUACCCAAGACUUUUGGCCAGAGCAGCAUAUAAAAGUUCCUUUCCAAAAAGUGACACUGAGAAGAUAUAAAAACUGUGAACAUAAAAAUGUACAUUUAAAAAAAGACUGUAAAAGUGUGGAUGAGUGUAAGGUGCACAGAGGAGGUUAUAAUGGAUUUAACCAAUGUUUGCCAGCUACCCAGAGCAAAAUAUUUCUAUUUGAUAAAUGUGUGAAAGCCUUUCAUAAAUUUUCAAAUUCAAACAGACAUAAGAUAAGCCAUACUGAAAAAAAACUUCUCAAAUGCAAAGAAUGUGGCAAAUCAUUUUGCAUGCUUCCACAUCUAGCUCAACAUAAAAUAAUUCAUACCAGAGUGAAUUUCUGCAAAUGUGAAAAAUGUGGAAAAGCUUUUAACUGCCCUUCAAUCAUCACUAAACAAAAGAGAAUUAAUACUGGAGAGAAACCCUACACAUGUGAAGAAUGUGGCAAAGUCUUUAAUUGGUCCUCACGCCUUACUACACAUAAAAAAAUUUAUACUAGAUACAAACUCUACAAAUGUGAAGAAUGUGGCAAAGCUUUUAACAAGUCCUCAAUCCUUACUACCCAUAAGAUAAUUCGCACUGGAGAGAAAUUCUACAAAUGUAAAGAAUGUGCCAAAGCUUUUAACCAAUCCUCAAACCUUACUGAACAUAAGAAAAUUCAUCCUGGAGAGAAACCUUACAAAUGUGAAGAAUGUGGCAAAGCCUUUAACUGGCCCUCAACUCUUACUAAACAUAAGAGAAUUCAUACUGGAGAGAAACCCUACACAUGUGAAGAAUGUGGCAAAGCCUUUAACCAGUUCUCAAACCUUACUACACAUAAGAGAAUCCAUACUGCAGAGAAAUUCUAUAAAUGUACAGAAUGUGGUGAAGCUUUUAGCCGGUCCUCAAACCUUACUAAACAUAAGAAAAUUCAUACUGAAAAGAAACCCUACAAAUGUGAAGAAUGUGGCAAAGCUUUUAAGUGGUCCUCAAAGCUUACUGAACAUAAGUUAACUCAUACUGGAGAGAAACCCUACAAAUGUGAAGAAUGUGGCAAAGCCUUUAACUGGCCCUCAACCCUUACUAAACAUAACAGAAUUCAUACUGGAGAGAAACCCUACAAAUGUGAAGUAUGUGGCAAAGCCUUUAACCAGUUCUCAAACCUUACUACACAUAAGAGAAUUCAUACUGCAGAAAAACCGUACAAAUGUGAAGAAUGUGGCAAAGCUUUUAGCCGGUCCUCAAACCUUACUAAACAUAAGAAAAUUCACAUUGAAAAGAAACCCUACAAAUGUGAAGAAUGUGGCAAAGCUUUUAAGUGGUCCUCAAAGCUUACUGAACAUAAGAUAACUCAUACUGGAGAGAAACCCUACAAAUGUGAAGAAUGUGGCAAAGCUUUUAACCAUUUCUCAAUCCUUACCAAACAUAAGAGGAUUCAUACUGGAGAGAAACCCUACAAGUGUGAAGAAUGUGGCAAAGCUUUUACCCAAUCCUCAAACCUUACUACACAUAAGAAAAUUCAUACUGGAGAGAAAUUCUACAAAUGUGAAGAAUGUGGCAAAGCUUUUACCCAAUCUUCAAACCUUACUACACAUAAAAAAAUUCAUACUGGAGGAAAACCCUACAAAUGUGAAGAAUGUGGCAAAGCUUUUAACCAGUUCUCAACUCUUACUAAACAUAAGAUAAUUCACACUGAGGAGAAACCCUACAAAUGUGAAGAAUGUGGCAAAGCCUUUAAGUGGUCCUCAACCCUUACUAAACAUAAGAUAAUUCAUACUGGAGAGAAACCCUACAAAUGUGAAGAAUGUGGCAAAGCUUUUAAACUGUCCUCAACCCUUUCUACACAUAAGAUUAUUCAUACUGGAGAGAAACCCUACAAAUGUGAAAAAUGUGGCAAAGCUUUUAACCGAUCCUCAAACCUUAUUGAACAUAAGAAAAUUCAUACUGGAGAGCAACCCUACAAAUGUGAAGAAUGUGGCAAAGCAUUUAACUAUUCCUCACACCUUAAUACACAUAAGAGAAUUCAUACUAAAGAGCAACCCUACAAAUGUAAAGAAUGUGGCAAAGCUUUCAACCAAUAUUCAAACCUUACUACACAUAACAAAAUUCAUACUGGAGAGAAACUCUACAAACCUGAAGAUGUGACAGUGAUUUUGACAACACCUCAAACUUUUUCAAACAUAAAAUAAAUUAUACUGGGGAGAAAUUCUAGAAAUGUAAAGAAUGUGAUAAAGGCUUUACAUGGUUGUCACACUUGAUUGUAGGUAAGAUAAUUUACAUUGGAGUAAACUUCUACAAGUGUGAAGAAUGUGGCAAAACUUUUAAUUAAUGCUCAUACCUUAUUGCACAGGAAAGAAUUUUUACUUGGAAAAAGGUAUAUACACAAAGAAUGUGGAAAAGCCAUUAAUAUGUGCUCAUAUCUUACUCAACAUCAGAGAGUCUGUACUUAAUAAAACCAUUAUAGAUGCAACUAGUGUCAAAAGAUCUUUCAGAAAAUAAAAGCCUUUAAAGUGAAGAAGAUAAUUCAUUCUGAAGACAAACAUAACAAAUAUUAAGAGGGUUGUAGUACCAUUACUUGCAUCACAGAUCUUAUUGUACACAUUUUGUACUAAAGAAAACCCUGAAGCAGUUGCUCAAAUACUGUUCAACAUCAGAAAAUUUAUAUUGGAAAAAAACCCCUGGAAAAUGUAAUAAAUUUGUAAAAGCAGUUUUGAAAAACUACAGCUUAUAAAACAUGAGGGUCUAUAAUACUUGGUUGAUAGUACAAAGUUUAUUCAACAUCAGGGAAUUUAUAUUGGAGAAAAACCCUACAAAUGUAAUCAGUUUGGAAAAACAUUUUUUAAAAAACCACAGCACAGAAAACACCAGAGGGUUCAUACCAAAAUAUGUUUUUGCAGAUGCAGUAAAAAUGAAAAAAAUUUAAUCCGAAAUUAAGUUUAUGUAAAUAUCUGAGAAUUCACAGUAGAAAUAUCUAAGGCAUGGACACUUCAGACAUUACACUAAAUCAGUGCUAAGUACAGAAAACAACACAAAACUUGGUGGAUAAAUUAUUGGUAUAUAACAUUAAAAGAAGUAGAAGAUUUUCAGUUAUAAUUACAAUUAAAGCAUACUUUUAUCUUGAAAAAAUUACUGAUUUUUAAAUUAGUGAAUAAUGAUGUAAUUAAACUCUCAAAUAACUUUAUGCUCUUUUUUCAUUCCUGCUGUAUUCACAUGUGAAAGCAUGUGACCAAUUGUUGCUGCACCAAAGAUAUGAGAGAUUCUUUUAUUAGGUGGGCAUUAUUUAAAACAUUUUUUAUGGAACAGUAAGGAUAUUAAAGUGUAAGAUGCAGCCAGGCAUGGUGGCUCAUGCCUAUAAUCCCAGCACUUCGGGAGGCUGAGGCCGGUGGAUCACCUGAGGUCAGGAGUUUGAGACCAGCCUGACCAACAUGGUGAAACCCUGUCUUUACUAAAAAUACAAAAAUUUACCAGGCACCUAUAAUCCCAGCUACUUCAAAGGCUGAAGCAGGAGAAUCACUUGAACCUUGAAAGUGGAGGUCUCAGUGAGCCGAAAUCAUACCAUUGCACUCCAACCUGGGCAACAAAAGGCAAACUCCAUCUCAAAAAAAAAAAAAAAAAAAAAAGAUGC